UAAUAUUUUAGUUAUUCUAGCAUUUUUACUCGAUAAACAAAUACGUCAAGGUGGAAUGUCAAAUUAUUUAAUUAUUAAUUUAGCUGUUAGUGAUUUAUUAUUAGGUAUAGCUGUUCUACCAUUAUCAGCUUCAUAUAGUACAUUAGGAUUAUGGUAUUUUGAAAGAUUUUUAUGUGAAAUGUGGUUAGCUAUCGAUGUUUUAUGUUCAACAGCAUCCAUAUGGGGUUUAUUAAUGAUUGCUUGUGAUCGUUAUAUAGCCACAAAUCAUCCAAUUCGUUAUCGUCAUCAUCGUCAUUCAUAUCGUAUUGCUCUUGGCUAUGUUUUUAUUGCUUGGUUUGUUAGCAUUGCUAUUUCUCUUUUACCAGCAUUAUUUUUCGAAAAAAAGACAACAAUUAUUAUUGGUAAUCGUACAGUAUCCGUUGUACCAAUUAAAUAUUCAGCUACAGAGAAAAAAUGUGAUUUAUAUAAAGAUUUAAAAUUUGUUGUUACAAGUUCAAUUUUAUCAUUUUAUUUUCCAUUAAUUAUUAUGAUAUUUCUCUAUGCAAAAGUUUUAUAUGCAAUUCGACAACAAUCAAUGAAAAUGAAUAAAAAACGUCAAAUAACAUCAUCAACUAAACAGAAUAGUGUCAAAGAUACAGAAUAUCAGAAAAAACAGAUAUUAGUUAAUGUUCAUGAAAAUAAUAAUGAUACGACGACGACAGAAUAUACGCCAAUAUCAAAUGAGACGACACCAUCCCAUUCAUUUAAAAAUAAAAAAUCGAAUAAUUCAAAAUUUCAUCAAUUUUGUAAAAUAUUUCGUCAUCAAACAUUAACUUCUACAGAUGAUAAUCAUCCCGAUAAUUAUCGUCAAAAACAUAAACGUUCAAAUUAUUUUAAAUCACUUAUUUGUUUUCCAAAAUCGUCCUUUACAUUCCGUCGUACAAGUCAAUCAUCUAUUACAGGAACUGAACAAGAACUUACACAAAAUGGUGAACAAAUACCAGGAAAUAUACAAAAUCAAAAUAUUCGUUUAUCACGUCGUGAUAGUGAUACACAACAUCAACAACAUCGACGUGAAAUGACACAAGAAGCACGUGUAACACGUUCAUUAGCUGUGGUUAUUGGUUGUUUUAUUUGUUGUUGGCUACCAUUUUUUACAUUGUAUAUUACACGUGCAGCAUGUAAUUGUCUUAGUUUUGAAGCUAUUGAAUUUUUUGUUUGGUUAGGCUAUUCAAAUUCAUGUUUGAAUCCGGUGCUCUAUGCAAUACUAAACAAAAAUUUUCGUUUAGCAUUCAAAAAUAUUAUUAUGUCUGUGAAAAAAUUAUGUUGUCUAUUUAAAUUUUCUCAUUAA
Messenger RNA from Didymodactylos carnosus, 1330 nucleotides. The record is from the annotation of a GenBank genome assembly. Lineage: Eukaryota; Metazoa; Rotifera; Eurotatoria; Philodinida; Philodinidae.